UUCGAGUAUUAUCCCAUAAAAAAAUAUUUGUGGUACAACCAAAUGUAAAGUGUCAAGCCAUUUUUACUUGGUUAGAUAGGCAAUUACAUGACAACACAAUAAGAACAAACGUGUUAUGCUGUGCUGUACAUUUGCUGCUUCUUUUCUACGCCCAUAAAUCCCCCUAUAAAUUCAAUUACCGAUCAAUUUUCUCCGUCGCAUUCUCAUACAAAAAUGGCGUCCACCGGCGGCGGAGGAGGAGGAGGAAAAGUUUCGUUCAAAGUCACUCUAACUUCCGAUCCCAAAUUGCCUUUCAAAGUUUUUAGCGUUCCGGAAGCUGCUCCGUUUACGGCUGUGCUGAAAUUUGCUGCGGAGGAAUUCAAAGUGCCUCCACAAACUAGCGCCAUUAUCACUAAUGAUGGAGUGGGUAUUAAUCCUCAACAAAGUGCUGGUAAUGUCUUUCUUAAACAUGGCUCUGAACUGCGGUUGAUUCCUCGUGAUAGGGUUGGUGCUGGCUGGAUGUCAUACUGAGCGCAUAUAUGCCUGUGUAUUUACGUAUGCUUCUUUCCCUUCUUGAGUAGCACUUUAUGGUGUACUGUGCUGCAACUUUCAAUGUUGUAAUGUCGAGUAUAGUUUAAUGUCAAACAAAAUGAAUAAUACCCUUUUAUCCAUGGAGCUAAUAAAUAUAUUGUGAAUUACAUUAUUGUUGAGAA
Molecule: messenger RNA, 692 nt
Organism: Capsicum annuum
Lineage: Eukaryota; Viridiplantae; Streptophyta; Magnoliopsida; Solanales; Solanaceae
Product: ubiquitin-fold modifier 1
Exons: 4
Coding region: 214-510 (98 amino acids)
Biological process (GO): protein K69-linked ufmylation
Cellular component (GO): nucleus; cytoplasm
Source: RefSeq, a predicted model, not a curated record